AAUUAUACAGCAACGUAAUGGUUAAUAUCCAGGGGAGUUUCUUUCACUGGGAAGUUGUGCUUUACGCGUAGCACCUGUUGUGCCGUCAGUUGCCAGUCUCCAAAAACCCAACCCCGUCCGCGCAGCGAUAUUUCAUCUCAGUCUCCCCAGCAAGUUAUGACUCCAGACCGCGCCAGACAACAGAACUCGUCUCGGUGUUGCGGAAGGUUACUGGCCACAGGCUGGAUCAGGUUGCGGGACUCCCUCGCCGCCUCUGUGUGUGAGCUUUAACUCGCUUUAAUGCCGAAACAUCUGCGGGGGGAUUUGCAGGACGGAGAGCAGAACGCACCGUGGGCGCGCGCUCCAGCCAAAAAAAAAGAAAAAUGCGUCCGUGCGUUUCUGACCAUCCUGUGCCAUAGAUGAUACGCGUGCAUAAAGACGAUUUUCCAACUAAUGCUCGGAUUUGAACUGCCUAAACUUUGUUCAACUCAACAAGUUUCCACAGAGCCAACAGGUGCGCAYUGGCACAGCGCUGGAGAGGCAGUUCUGGUUGCUCUGCUGAGGCUUUGUUCUCUCUCAUUAGUUUAAAAAAUAGUUUUUUUUUCUCUCUGAAAACCUGACGUUUAAGAGUAUGCGGAUUGUAUUCAGUGCUUCCCAAAUGCGUCCAAAUCAGCCCUCGUGUUUGUGCUGAUACGAGCCAUUCUGUGUGCAGCAGCGCUUUGGAAACGCCAACCACCACUCAUCCAAAUGAUCCUUCCAUUAGUAUUCCUCCUUGCAUCGCUUCUCCAACAAUAUGGCACGGAAGCAGAAUCAAGUCACGUCAGCAAAUUUCACCUUCCAAGUGUGAAGGAGCAAAACGGAGUGCAAGAUUCCACUCAGGAAAAGGUCUUAACAGUGUCUGGAGAAGGAAUGGUCCACAGCCCAGACUUCCCACACACUUAUCCCAGGAAUAUCGUGCUAGUCUGGAGGCUUGUGGCAGCCGGCAACAUGAGGAUCCAGCUGAGGUUUGAUGAGAGGUUUGGUCUCGAGGAUCCAGAAGAUGGAAUAUGCAAGUAUGACUUUGUGGAAAUAGAAGAUCCGAUUCAGAAGACGGUCCUGGGUCGCUGGUGUGGGUCACAGUCGACACCAGUAAAUCACAAAUCUGAAGGCAGUCAGAUCAUCAUUCGCUUCGUUUCGGACGAGUAUUUCCCCUCGGAACCUGGAUUUUGCAUCCACUACUCCCUUCUGCCUGUGAGUAAAUCGGAGCCAGAAUUACCUGCAGUUCUCCCGCCGUCCCUGCAGGGGAUGGAGGAGUUGUCAGAAGCGGUGGCAGAGCUGACCACCGUGGAGGAGGUCAUGAAGUACCUGGAACCAGAGCGAUGGCAACUGGAUAUAGAGGAGUUGUACAAACCCACAUGGCAUGGGCUGGGGAAAUCCUUCAUGCACAAUAAGAAAGCAAGAGGUGUUGAUCUCAAUCUGCUGAGGGAAGACGUUCGACUGUACAGCUGCACGCCACGAAACUACUCCGUAUCCUUACGAGAAGAGCUGAAAAGGACGGAUGUCGUCUUCUGGCCCAGCUGCCUCCUUGUGAAGCGUUGUGGUGGGAACUGUGCCUGCUGUUCUCAUCGCUGCUUCGACUGCCAGUGUCUUCCUACCAGAGUUGCAAAGAAAUACCACGAGGUUUUACUGUUGAAACAUCGGAGUGGUGGAAGGGGCCUGUUGAGGUCCAUCACUGACGUGCCUUUGGAGCACCACGAGGAAUGUUCCUGCGAGUGUAAAGAUGACCAGGACUGACCUCCAGACAUGUCGAAUAUCUGCCAAUGGAAACACUUUGGAAAUAAACUCUUGCUGCUGUUUUGUAUCUCACCCACUUCCUCUGGGAGCCAACAAGAUUUUACUUUUAUGCUGUUGUCCUUUCACUAAUUGGCUGAAGCGGAACAGAAAGAAUUCUGAAUGGAUGUGGUCACUGUGAAAUACCAACAGUGUGUCCUGAGUGACAAAAAAAAAAAAAUCACUAGAGCAGAUGUAGACCAUUACCUAUGAUGUUUUCCAGCUUCUCCAAGAUACAAGAGACKUUUUUUGCCUCCUCUGCCAAAAACUGGUUUCAAAGUUCAAUUGGUGCGGGCUGAUGCUGUCAAAUAAAAUUUGACUUUUUUUCCCCAAAGUACUGUUUUUUCAUGAUUUUUAAAAGUGAAAUGACACCAGUUGCUUCACUUAUUCAGCUUCUUUACUAUUACUAUCAAAGCAAAGUCCUGUUCAUCGGCAAUUUUUUAUUUGCUCUCCUUGUUUUGCUGAGGAUGUAAUCAGUGGCAAAAUAAAGCUGAUUAGACUGCAUUCUGUGUAAAUAUAUUUUUUUAUUCUCUUUUAUACAUUUGUGCCUUUUUGUUAAAGGCACACGAUGCACAUGAUGGAAAUGUUUCUGCAAAAAAGUCUUCAUCUUAAUGUCCAGUCUGUUUGUUUCAGGUAUGCCUAGGGUUGAGUAAAUUUUCAGAAAGAUUGUUCAUAAKAAAUAUUUAUUUGUUUUCUGAAAGGGAAUUUUGAUCCACUGUGCUUUGUUUGCUAUACGUUUGCCGUUGUACAAUAUUCUUGCAUACUUUUUUAUUUUGUCGGUUAUUUUUACAUUGAUAUUUCAUCGUGRAUGUUUUUAAUCUUUUUUGUACACCAAAGUUAUUUAUCUCUACUUUUGAAAACAACUGUUUGUGUAUUUUGUAGUACUGAAUGCCAAAAUUAAAAAAAAAAUUUCCAACCUC
This is a messenger RNA of Austrofundulus limnaeus, 2708 nucleotides long. RefSeq names its product platelet derived growth factor c (gene pdgfc). Gene Ontology annotation, cellular component: membrane. NCBI's taxonomy places the organism in Eukaryota, Metazoa, Chordata, Actinopteri, Cyprinodontiformes, Rivulidae. The coding region runs from base 727 to 1752 and encodes 341 amino acids. Gene Ontology annotation, molecular function: platelet-derived growth factor receptor binding; growth factor activity. The transcript is spliced from 6 exons. The record is from RefSeq and is a predicted model, not a curated record. Gene Ontology annotation, biological process: positive regulation of MAP kinase activity; platelet-derived growth factor receptor signaling pathway; positive regulation of cell population proliferation.